Messenger RNA from Dermacentor albipictus, 2487 nucleotides. Its product is annotated as endothelin-converting enzyme 1-like. The record is from RefSeq and is a predicted model, not a curated record. Gene Ontology annotation, cellular component: plasma membrane. Lineage: Eukaryota; Metazoa; Arthropoda; Arachnida; Ixodida; Ixodidae. Gene Ontology annotation, molecular function: metalloendopeptidase activity. Gene Ontology annotation, biological process: protein processing.
ACAACAACAACAACAACGCAUCCAUUAUUGUCCGUUUGAGCUGCAAGCCUGCAAGUUUUUGGCGAAUUUGCUGGUUUUUUUAGCACGUAACAAGGACUAGGAGCAGCAUGGAGCCGACGCCGUCGGUUGAGAAAGUGCGCUAUCGGAGGCGGCGCUAUCCAGUACCUUCCUCAAAGCUGCAGACCAAGGGUCGACUUCUCGUGGUUGCAUUCAUUGCCGUCUCGGUGCUCGUGGUGUUCUUCGCCUCUAGUGUCUUCCUCAUCAGUCUCGGCGACUUAGCCAACAGGCACGAAAAACUCCUCGCCAUCUCCUUACGAGCGGCUCACGGUAACCUAGAUGACAGCGUGGACGUCGCCAUCUGUCGAAGCCCCGACUGUCGUGCUGAAGAGGAGGCCCUGUCCCAAGACGUCGACGAGACGAAGCCGGCCUGCCAUGACUUCUACGCGCACGCGUGCAGCCGCUGGACGCGCCGAAACCUGCCCUCGCGACACCAGGCGGAGAACGCGCGGGCAGACACCGUGCGAGCCAGAUACGUGUUCCAGCUGUACGAUUCCUACAAGGCAAUGGCUAUUGACAGUGCCCUCCAGACUGCCGAAGAGAAAGCGGCCGCCAUGUUCACUGGCUGCAUGGACAGAGACUCCAUCGAGGAACUGGGAGCGGCGCCCCUCAAAGCGCUUCUGGUCAAGCUGGGCGUAUCCUUCCCGCCCAAAGGCGACGAGGCCCGCCGCCUGGACCUUUCCCGGUUGGUGGCCAUGUCGCUGCGCACGCUCGGUGUGCAGUCCUUCCUGUCUGCCCAGCUGAGACCCGACGUGCAGCUCAAGGAGCAGGCCGUGUGCGCGCUUGGGGCUCCGGACAUUUUUCUCGAGACACCGCUGCUGGAAGACAACGUGAUCCGGCUGUCUUGGUACCAAGGCCUGAUGGCCAAGGCCUUCUUCUACCUCGUCGAAGACGAAAACUACGCCUCACGUCUAGCUGAAGACACCUUCAAUUUGGAAAACGACAUUGCUUUGGCCAAGAUAGCCGACAUCCCCCCGGAGGCAGACCCACUAUACGAACGAGUCAUCGUCAAGAACCUGGUGCAACUUCCGCAGUGGAGCUGGACCGGAUUUCUGUCAACCUUGUUUGGAGUCAAGCAGUCGUCGCUCGGAGAGGAUGUGUACGUUCUCGUCAGGUCCAUGGACUUCCUGCACCACCUGGCGCCUGUAUUUGGAAACAGCUCGAGGGCAAGUCUGGCCACGCUGGUAGCGUGGCGAGUCCUCGUGUCGGUGUCCCCGCUACUGCCCAGACCCUUGGACGAGCUGUCCCGGCUGCACGCCCAGGGUGACCCGGUACUCGCGUGCUACGCGUUGCUGGAACCGGCCCUCGGAGCGACAUUCGCCAACACGCUGUUGCGCCGCCAGCCCCCUGUAAACAUGCAGAAGGUGAAGACGCUAUUGCAUCAAAUCCAGGAUGGAAUCGUCGAAAUGCUUAAAAACUCUCCGGCUAUCAGCCAGGAGAUGAACACUAUCGUUGGAGAGAAGAUUCGCGACAUGAAGUGGCAUAUCUUCCCGCGGCCUAUGGAGGGUGUCAGGGACAUGGACAGCAUUUUCGAAAAGGCCCGCGACAUCAGCUCGUCACGCGUGCUGGACGGCUUCUUCACGCUCUCAUCCCUAGCUAUGGAGAGCCGUUGGUUGCCGUCGUCACCUACUCUACAGAGUUGGGCUUUUCUCGACGUGUCUCCUUUUUAUGAUGUAUUUCGCAACACGUUAGUGAUUCCUUUCACCUCUGUACAGAAGCCGUUCCUAUACGAUAGCCUGUUUCCACCCAUAUACGUGGCCCGAUUUGGAUUUUCCGCAGCCCGACAACUUCUGCAGGCCGUACUCCCUCAAGGUUGGCUCGUGGACAGCAGCGGCCGCUUCCGUGCCUGGUGGUCGGAGAGCGCGCGCAGCGUCUACGACAAGCGCACUUUCUGCCUCGUCAAGCAGUACGCCGAGCACAGCUGGCUGCCGAUGAACACGACUGCUUCGCUACAUGAAAACGUCUUGGACAAUGUCGCUGUUCAGGUCGUGCACGCGGUCUACACGAGCAUCCUCAAGCACAAUCGACCUCCAUUCGUGGGACGCGAGGCACAGUGGCAUUUUGGCGACAACAACAUGACCGCUGAGCAACUUUUCUUCUAUGCUUACGCAUCGAAUAUGUGCUCGGCGCUCAGCUCGAGAGCAGACUACGAGCGCAGAAUGCGAGGACCCAUCGCGCCUGCCAGCUUUAGGGUGAACAUACCGCUGCAGAACCUACGUGCAUUCGCCGAGGCCUUCGAAUGUGAUGACAAGGCCAAGAUGAACCCGGAGAGAAGGUGCAUCAUCUGGUGAUUGGUCGCGCUCAUUAUGGCACACGCCUCAAUUUAUGACGCCGAGAGCCACCAUUAGGCUCGGGGCAUUCGCUUUUCUGAACAAUGUGCUUUUUACUUCUGACUCUAAUCUAACAAAAACGACAAUAAAAUACCUUAUG